This is a messenger RNA of Branchiostoma floridae (Florida lancelet), 7739 nucleotides long. RefSeq names its product serine/arginine repetitive matrix protein 2-like. The transcript is spliced from 22 exons. Lineage: Eukaryota; Metazoa; Chordata; Leptocardii; Amphioxiformes; Branchiostomatidae. Gene Ontology annotation, biological process: peptidyl-serine phosphorylation; peptidyl-threonine phosphorylation. Gene Ontology annotation, molecular function: ATP binding; protein serine/threonine kinase activity. Bases 153 to 3881 code for a protein of 1242 amino acids. The record is from RefSeq and is a predicted model, not a curated record.
AGCGUUCUGCACGCUGGGAACGAGAGUACAAAAUGGCGGUGGUAAGAGGGACGGGUCGCUUCAUUCAAUCCAGUUUGCCGUUGUUUUUAGCGACGUAAGUGCCAUGUUUAGCCGCCGUGUUGCCUAGAGGGAGGGAUGUCAGCUCAGAGAAGAUGGAACGGGGAAGGAAGACCGCAUUUCACGAGCCUAUCAGACCCAGCACUACCCUGGUGCGUAUCCAGCCGCCCAAGGUCCACGCCGUUGCCUACACCACGGGGGGUCUGAAGACGCUCUACAAGAAAAUCUCCCUCAGCAAGAACAGGAAAAUAAGAAAUGACCACGAGUUCGGGGCCUACACAGACAACCAUGGCUGCUUCGUGCCAGAGGAGUCCAUGCCGCUACUUGCCAGCCGCUACCGUUACCUUGAGAUCCUCGGGAAGGGAAACUCCUCAGUACUGCUCAAGGCGGAGGACACCUUCCGCCGAGACAACAACCUGGUCUCCAUCAAGAUUCUCCAUGUCAACUACCAUGCCCUUGGUUACCAGGAAGCAGACUGUAUCCGGAGGCUGAACCUGGCUGACCCUGAGGACAUCUCCCGCUGUGUGAGACUCCUGAAUUUCUUCACGUUUGACGAGCACUACUGCAUGGUGUUUGAGCUGCUCAACCCCACACCCCUGCACCACUACUUUAGGAAACUCCACUCACCUGAGGAGAAACUCUCCAUCAUUAAGAAGGUUGCGAUCCAGCUGCUGCAGGUGCUCGGGUUCUUACUCAGAGGCAAUGUGAUCCACGCAGACCUGAAGCCUGAGAAUGUAUUAGCAGUAUCAGGUGACCUUGACAAUGUGAAGGUUAUAGACUUUGGAAACGCGAUCCACUCGGUGCCUGAGGAGAUUUCGCUGUACUACGAUGACUUUGAACUGCAGACGCUGCUGUACAGGGCCCCAGAGGUGAUGAUGGGGCUGCCAAACUUUGCCCUGGAGAUCGACAUGUGGUCUUUGGGAUGUAUUCUAGCUGAGUUAUAUAUAGGAAAGCCACUUUUCUUCGGAAUGAGCAAAAGAGAAAUUCUAAUAAAGAUGACAGGCAUCCUUGGCCCGUUUCCGCUAAAUCCGUUUGAGGAAGGAAAGUUUUUCCCGGAGCUGAGAGAGUUCGUCAGCGUGCACGGGCCUCUUCCGGAGCAAACUGUGAUUAACCGGCUGAUGGGAGAGCUGGACAACAUCAGGGACUUUCACUUCGCCAGUUUCCUGGCCGGGCUGCUCAAAUACGACCCCAGGGAGCGAAUGACGGUGGCGCAGGCAGCUGUACACCCUUUCCUGGCCAGAACCCUGGGGAUGAGGUACCUCAUGCCUGCAGACCACCCCAUUGCCAGAACGUUCUACCCAGCCGUGGGCGUGAACCCGACCAGCUACCGGCAGCGCCCGCACAUCGAGCUCGACCUCAGCAGGCAGAACCUGCGCAGCGAAACCCUCCUCCGCAUGGGAACCGUUGCCCCGGCAACCAAUACGUCUCCGCGGCAACCCUCGGGCAAGCACCGCACCAGGUCGCGGACGGGGUCGGGGGGAAGCUCGAGCUCGAGUCAGAACUCGACGCCGCGGCAGACGAGGAUCCCCCAGCCGUCCCGACAGAGGUCCAACAACAACAACAACAACCAGCCUGAGACGGGGGCAGUGCAAUACAACAGGAACGGUCCGGUGCAGCCUCACGGCCUUCAGGAGGUGCAAAAGCAUCGCCUGAACUCGGCCGAGCCUGAAAAUGUGCAGUACAACCAACACAACGUGCAACACCUGCCUCACGCGGCCCCCGCACAACACUCCCAGCACGCCGCUCACGCCCUGUACGGGAGAGAUGGGGUGACGGAAGGUCAUCGAGCAAACAGCCACGGCGCAUCUCACUCAGGACAGUCGCAGUCUCCCCGCAAGUCUCCGCGUCGGCGUGGCAACCGGCGCCGGUACCAGACCCUGCCCCACAGAACUAGCAGCAGCCUUCUUCCCUCCAGCGAGGGCACAGCGGUCCACCGCUCAAACUCGCUGUCAGAAGCGGACGUUAUCGACUUGACGGAGGGCCACAAGGCUGGGCAACUCCAUAGCUCACAGUCUUCGCACAACACUGGCCAGACGCAGCCCUCCCGAACGUCAUACAAUGACAGCCAAUCACAGCCCUCCCGAGUGUCUUACAACGACAGCCAAUUGCAGCCCUCCCGAACAUCGUACAACGACAGCCAAUCUCAGCCCUCCCGGGCGUCUUACAACGACAGCCAAUUGCAGCCUUCCCGAACAUCAUACAACGACAGCCAAUCGCAGCCCUCCCGGGCGUCUUACAACGACAGCCAAUCGCAGCCCUCCCGAGCAUCUUACAACGACAGCCAAUCGCAGCCCUCCCGAGCAUCUUGCAACGACAGCCAAUCGCAGCCCUCCCGAGCUUCGUACAGUUCCCGGCCAGUUUCCUGCGGCGGCCAGAGCAGCGCUUGCAGCACCAGCCCGCUGAGCGUCGACACCAGCGACAGCGACGACGAGGUCCUGCUCAUCAGCGAGAUCCCCACCCCCCUGGUGCAGAGGCUCAAGCGGGCCUCGUCCGUCCCUGGGCCCCCCACCCCUCCGGCCCGCAGGAACGGGUUCAACCGGAAACUCUUGCCUCCGGGCCUUCAACUGGGCCAGGAUCCAAACAUGGCCGCGCCGCCGCUCAACCCGACCAAGCAGGUUAGGAAGAGAGCGUCGCUGAAAUCUAUCCGAAGUACGGAUCCAGAUUCACUGCACCACAUUGCACACACAGAGAACAAUGCCCCCGGAAUCGCUCAGGAGUUCUCCAACAUCAAGAUCACGGCCCGCGGGCGCAGCCCCACCAUCAAGGGCAUCAAGAAGUCCAAGAGCCUGCCAGAGUUCGAGCACGUGAUGAUUAAGUCCGGGGAGUCCUCUCCGGAGCAGGAGGAGCGCGCUUCGGACUCCUCCGGCUCCAGCCGGGUCCGGAGUCUGGAGGACAUCUGCCAGGCAGAGGACGAACCGUCAGGAAAACCGACACGGCACAGGAAGCGCUCACUGACCUUUAUGUCAUCGGUGAGCACCCUGUGGAACACGUUCAAGCCGUCAGUGUCGGCGCUCCUGGGGGGACCAGGACGGAGGGAGGAAACGGCGGGAGCCUACCGCAGGAGGGGGACCAGCGGCAAGCACGUCCACGCGUCCGCCGGGGGUGCGGUCACGGACAUCAGCCGGGCGCUGAGUCCCAGCAACGACAAGCCAUCUCCCAGGCAACCUGCUGAUGUCAGCCAAUCGCUGCGGCUGUCCGCGCCCGCCUGCCUGGAGGCGGAAACUCCGCGGGGGGCAGAGAUGGAGGUGAGCGGAGGCAAGAGGAGGAACAACAUGUCCCCGACCGACAUGACGAUGUCGCCUCCCAAACAGCUCACAGCAGCACCCUCACAGGAGGGCGCAACCCGAAUGUACCGGAACCAGCAGCUGCGCACAUCGAAGAAACGGCGUGAGGAGGCAGCGCAGGCGGCACACUCGGAGCAGGAGAAGCAGAACGUGCGGAAGAUCGCACAGGAGCUCAUCCAGUUCAUGCAGAACCACCAGGCAACCAGCAUACCCCCCUCCCCGGGGAGGAGAUCAGCUCCCCCUGGGGGGCAGGGGUUUCCCCCAGGGGGCCAGGGGUUUCCCCCAGGGGUGCAGGGAUAUGCGGUGUGUGCAGGACAUGGGGGCCAGCUGACCAGGCAAGCUCUACCUAGGACCAGAGCAGCCAGUGAAGGGGCAGACAGACACAGACAGAAUGGCAGUUUCCAUGACAACGCGUCCCCUCGUCAGGGUAGUAGUGCGUCUCAUGGAUACCACCAGGCAGAGGAAGACUUAGAGUUCUAUGACUAUAGUGUGGACGGUGCUGGGGAUAGAAACCUGUCUGUAGAUAAGCCAAGGAAGUGAUCCUGCUGUAGUUUGGGCUGGUCUGUAGGAGACAUCUCAGGGAUCGAGCCACGGAGCCGACAGGGUCUGAUGGGGAGGUCUCCUGCCCAGGGCAGUCUGCUGGGGAGAUCUCCAGCCCAGGGCAGUCUGCAGGGGAGGUCUCCAGCCCAGGACAGUCUGCAGAUUUCUUGAGCCCAGAGCAGUGUGCUAGUUCCCCAGCCAAGACCAGCCGCCUUCUCCAUGCACUUUUAUGUUGACCUCUCCAUAGAAGACAGCCCAGACAGCAGGACCAAUGCAAUGCAAUGCAACAUUACAAUGUGUAUGGUACAGAGUCCAUACUACUUUUAGUGCCUUCCUCAGGAGCCAGCCCCUACUAUAGAAUUCGGCAAGCAAAAAAUGCUUGUCCUGAAAUACAUGACCAUGACUCUUGCCUUAGAAGAUGUUAAGAAAGAAAUACAUGUAUCAGUUGUAGGUACACAUGAAUUUUGUUAGCUACUCCUGUACAGCACAAAAGGUAGAUAAACAUGUAGGUAAAAGUGAUCUCACACAAGUGCCUUCCCGCUAACUAUGCAAUAGCUAGCACAGGUAACAUACCUAGCAUAUGCUAGAUAACUGACAAAGGCUAGAUAACUAGCACAGGUCAGGUAACUAUGUGCAAGAUAACUCCAGAGAAGAGGCCCUUCAGUCUACAUGAUUCUGAGUGUUACACAACAUACAGUAAAUAGUCAUGUAGCUUUAGAUAGGAAAAGUUAACCCAGAAAACACAUUUUAGGGGCCACAACUUGAUAGUAACCGAACAAGUCUUCCACUCAGCUGGAUUCGUGCCGAUGUCAGCAGUUCUGCCCUGAACUAGGCCAUGAGCCGACCGUGUGUUGUACAUAAAUGCUGAUCUCCAAGCAGAUGUUCGGAGGGCUGAAUCCUUUCAUUGUCCUAGCUGCCCGUUUCUGUCCAGCUGCCCCCAGCAAGGAAAAUGUAGCAAUUUAGUCUCCCCCCCAGUAUCUGCUUGGAGAUGACACAAAUGCAGGGAUUCUGAAAUGCCAGUGCAGAAAGUCCUGAACUGUGCAGCAUUUGAACCAUGUGGAGUUGACCCUUGCCCUAUGACCCUUGCCUUACGACCCUUGCACGAGAGACAAGGCUGCCAUGACAGGUGUGUAUAAAUGUAUCGGUGCAGGGACCAGGGAGACGCACUACUGUAAAUGUGGAAACUUUUGCGGUGGUUUUAUUUUUUUGGCAGGGUCCUCGCCACUGUGACCAUGACUGUGCCUCUAUGACUACUGUACCUCCUUUUUACUUUUACUGUGAAUUAAAACCACUGCAAAAGUAAACAAGUAAACAGAUUUACAGUAUAUGAGAAUAAUGAUAAAGCUGCAGUAAGGUAUAUAUUUUAGAGUUUUGUACAUACUUGUAUUUAUAAUGGAGAAUAGCUAAGUAGAUCCAGAUGGAAAGGAGUAAUACUUUGAUAUUGUGGGGAAUUUAUAAUGGUAACAUAGUGUUUUUGUACUUUAUCUGGGAAUGGUUGCUGUGUUACAUACGGACAGCUUGUAAAGGUAUCAGAGACAUGUUUUAUAUUUUUAAGAGUAAAAUAAUCAAAGAGAUAGGAAUACUAAUAUUGCAUCUGAAUGAACUGCUGAUGGUGUGGACUUUAGUCAGGAAACACUGGUCUCUUUUAAGUUGAGAAAACUUCAGGCAGAAUAUCUGAAAAUCUACUUCAUUUUAGAAACUAGCAACUGUACAAAGUUGCGGCAGACGUAAUAACAUCAUUACAUGUUAGUGAAUGUUGUAUUGUCUGUAUCUGUGUACCCAGGGUUUCUCUGAACAGCAGUGCUCAGUCACUGAGAGAGAAAUAAAAUAGAUAAAAUGAUUCAGAAAUAGAUGAAUUAGGGACCAUGUCACCUAAAAUUUGUGAAACUCUGUUGUACUUUUAGUGAAGGGUUGCAAAAUACUAGUAAUCAAAAGGCUCAAAGUCAGAUUUUCCAGAUCAGUGCCUUUCCACAUUCAAUUUCACCAGGACGUUCUUGAGUCUUGACUGCAUUUUCCGAUUUUUAGCUUGAAAAGUUGUCCUGUUCACAGCCACAUUGCUGCACAAAUUCCUGUUUCUCAGAGUUAUGUACAGAAAAAAAUGAAGGACUGUGUAAAAAGUCUGUUGUCUUGUGUGCUAAACUUGCAACACGUUUUUACAAAGUGGAUAAGAAUUUGAACUACAGACUAGAUUGUGUAGUUGUUGUUUUGCCAUAUCCUAGGUUUUCCUCGGUGUGAGCUUUCUCUGUGAAGACUUCAGAGAAGUUUUGUUGUUUCCUUUCACAGGGCUAUUCCUCACCAGGCUAUUCUUCGCCUGCCUACCCUUCACAGGUCUACCGUGGAAAGAGAUUUCUCGUGAUCUCAACCUACGCCCCAUUUUCGUCUCCCCACUCAUACCGCCUUGUGCUUUCUUGGCUGGAGAACCAGUUUCUCCGGUGGCUAGGCUGCCUUCGGGGUGCGCCCUUUUUCUUUUGAGAGGGCAGCCUGCUCUGGAGCAUGCUACUUUUGUGAUGUUAUUUUCAACAUUGUCCUUAGAUGGACUAUCUUCCUUUUGCUGUUGGGUCUGAUUCCUUAUGGCCUACUAUAAUUCACUCUGUCUUCACGGUACCAAACUUUCACGGUCCGAGAAAAUUUAACUUGUUCUCGGAACUAAAUGUUCACUGUCGUGGCAAGUGCGCAUUAAAAAAGGCUGUGAUUUAUUUGUUAUCAGUAAUGAUAAGUUCACGUUAUAGUUGUCACAGUGAAAACCGUGAACAUUACAGUACAUGGAAAAAAUCAGGAAUUACAGUAUCUUAUCAUUGUCCUGAUUGGUCUGUGCUUCCGGACUUGGUUUGUUAUCUGGAAUGUGAUUCUUUGCAAGUAGUUGCAAUGUAUUGGCCUCUCUUUCAAUGAGCAAUCUGAAUAACUACUUGAAUUCUUGUUAUUUAUAGCAAUAACAUUGUUGAUUUUGACUGCUCAUGUACAUGUAUUUGAUGGCAGUAACUUGACAGUCCAUGAAAACUGUCAAAGGUGGAGGAAUAUGGCAAAAUGCCGCUAGGGUUUUCUUAUGUCACUGAUUUGGCUUUUGUGAUGUUAUUUUCAACAUUGUCCUUAGAUGGACUAUCUUCCUUUGCUGUUGGGUCUGAUUCCUUAUGGCCUAUCUUAUCAUUGUCCUGAUUGGUCCGUGCUUCCGGACUUGGUUUGUUAUCUGGAAUGUGAUUGAUUGCAAGUAGUUGCAAUAUAUUGGCCUCUCUUUCAAUGAACAAUCUGAAUAACUACCUGAAUUCUUGUUAUUUGUAGCAAUACAUUGUUAAUUUUGACUGCUCAUGUAUACGUGUAUUUGAUGGCAGUAACUUUGUCCAUGAGAACUGUCGAAGGUGGAGGCAUAUUGCAAAAUGCCGCUAGGGCUUUCUUAAGUCACUGAUUUGGUGCAAAGUAUUGUUGCUUAAUGGAAUUCUUUGGACAACUAUGGCCAGCGUUUCUGUUUGAUGUACUACUUGGUCUUAGUCUUACAUGUUGUUACUACUUUUUCAAAGGUUUUCUGCGAGCCUCAAAACUCAGGUGUUUUUGUCACGCCCCGGUGGGUAGGGUUAAAUGGUGAUGUUUGUAUCAGAGAUUUGUGAAGUAUUUUGCAUCUUGUUGGGAAUAUAAUGAAUUUUUGUAACAUUGAAUGACUUUUAAGGAUAUGUACUAAGUAAAUGCUGACAUCAGCAAGUUCACUGCUAGAUAUUAUAUCUAUGCUGGUUGUUGCCACAGUGUAGGUUAUUUUUGUACAAACUUUGUUCUUGGCAACACUGAAGGGUGUUAACUAUUAGGCUAAUUAUAUUUAUAACAAUGGUUUAGAGAGGAGAAUUUUUAAUAAAAGUGGUGCUGGGAAGAUCA